Capsicum annuum is the source of this 1854-nucleotide messenger RNA. Its product is annotated as heterogeneous nuclear ribonucleoprotein 1. Gene Ontology annotation, molecular function: RNA binding. The record is from RefSeq and is a predicted model, not a curated record. Lineage: Eukaryota; Viridiplantae; Streptophyta; Magnoliopsida; Solanales; Solanaceae.
AGUUUUUACUGAUUCUUGGAUUUUGGGCUUAUGGGGUUCUUAGUUUUUGCUGAUUCUUGGGAUUUGUAUUUGUGGAGUUUUGGUUAAAUGAGCUGACUUGUGAUUGUUUUCUGGGUGUUUCAUGUGUUUUUGCCUAAUAUUAUCAUGACGUGACUUUUGGAUAUUGUUAUACAUAUAUACACCUUAUAUAGAGAGAAAAAGUGGAGAGGAAGAGAGGGAAAAAAGCAUGUAUUCAGAUAAAGGAAAGCUUUUUAUUGGUGGGAUAUCAUGGGAAAAAACAGAGAAGAUGAAGGAGUAUUUUCAAGUGUAUGGUGAUGUUUUACAGACUGUAUUAAUGAGAGAUAAGAUUGCUGGAAAGCCUAGAGGAUUUGGUUUUGUUGUAUUUGCAGAUCCUAAUGUUCUUGAGAGAGUUCUUAAGGACACUCAUGUAAUUGAUGGCCGUACGGUUGAGGCUAAGAGGGCCUUGUCCAGAGAGGAACAGGGUCCAAAAUCUGGAAAUGUAGGUAGUGCUAGAAGUUUUGGAGGCGGUGGAAAUAACAGGACCAAGAAAAUAUUUGUUGGUGGAUUGCCUCCCACGCUGACUGAGGAUGGCUUCAGAACUUACUUUGAAACUUAUGGUAAUGUCACUGAUGUAGCAAUUAUGUUUGAUCAACAGACCAGCCGACCUCGUGGGUUUGGCUUCAUUUCCUUUGAUUCUGAAGAUGCAGUAGAUAGGGUUUUACACAAGACAUUUCAUGAUCUCAGUGGGAAACAAGUGGAAGUAAAGCGUGCUCUUCCAAGAGAUGGUAGUUCUGGUGGUCGUUCCACGGGCAACGGUGGUAGUGGUAUGGGUGGUGGAAGUUACCAGGGGUAUGGUGCAUCUGGUGACAAUCCCAGUUCUUAUGACAGAAUGGAUACCAACAGAUACAUGCAGUCACAAAACACUGUAGGUGGCUAUCCACCUUAUGGUUCCUCCGGAUAUGGUACACCGGGUUAUGGUUAUGGAUCGUCCAACAAUGGCAUGGGUUAUGGUGCUUAUGGAAGUUACGGUGGAGCCAAUCCUGGCUAUGGGGCUGUCAAUCCUGGAUAUGGUGGUCCAGCAGUUGCUGCAGCCUUCGGAAAUCCAAAUGUGCCUGGUGCUGGUUAUGGUAGCGGUCAAGCUGGUGGAUCAAGAAGCUCGUGGGGUUCUCAGGGUCCUUCUGGAUAUGGGAACAUGGGCUAUGGUAAUGCAUCAUGGGGUGCUUCAAAUGCUGGUGGUGGAGGUGGACCCGCUAAUGGAGGAUCUGCUGUUGGUCAGUCUCCAGCUGGAGCCACGGGUUAUGGAAAUCAAGGUUAUGGCUAUGGUGGAUAUGGUGGAGGUGAUGGUGCUUAUGGAAAUCCAGUUGGUGGAAGUGGUGCAUCGGGAGACAUGCAAUCAGGUGGUGGGGGUUACAUGGGCAGUGGCUAUGGCGAUGCUAGUGGAAAUUCACAAGGUUCGGGUAAUUAUGGUGCUCAGCAAAAUGGACCUCAUGGUGGCCAAGUUGGAUAUGGUGGUGGCUAUGGUGGUGCUCCAAGUCGGCAGGCUCAACAACACUGAUCACAGUGCUUGAUUUCAGCUGAGAACUUACCUAUUGCUGGAGUGGAACUUCACUUUCACGCUGCUGGUUUUGUUCCACAUACAGUUUACUCUUGCAAGCAUUACGCGCUCAAUGGGAUUGGUUGGAUUGCUUGAAUUUUAGUUUUUUGCAGUUCUUAUUCUAGUUUACAAUAAGUAAUUGUCAGUAGUAUUGCCUAUUUCGUAAUAUUUUCUGUUUAACUGUAGUUUUAAUUUGGCUUGCGUAUGGUUAUUUUUACUAGCUAUCUAAUGCAUCUCCUCUCGUAGCCUGUUAUGUCAAA